Molecule: messenger RNA, 859 nt
Organism: Sphaerulina musiva SO2202
Lineage: Eukaryota; Fungi; Ascomycota; Dothideomycetes; Mycosphaerellales; Mycosphaerellaceae
Product: ubiquitin-domain-containing protein
Exons: 4
Coding region: 33-500 (155 amino acids)
Biological process (GO): modification-dependent protein catabolic process; protein ubiquitination; translation
Cellular component (GO): nucleus; cytoplasm; ribosome
Molecular function (GO): protein tag activity; structural constituent of ribosome; ubiquitin protein ligase binding
Source: RefSeq, a predicted model, not a curated record
AUCGACAUUUGAAGACGCACAAAUUGCUGAGGAUGCAGAUCUUCGUCAAGACCCUCACGGGCAAGACUAUCACCCUUGAGGUGGAGUCAUCCGACACCAUCGACAAUGUCAAGUCCAAGAUCCAGGACAAGGAGGGCAUCCCACCGGACCAGCAACGCUUGAUCUUCGCCGGCAAGCAGCUCGAGGAUGGCCGCACCCUGAGCGACUACAACAUCCAGAAGGAGUCGACUCUGCACUUGGUGUUGCGUCUGCGUGGUGGUAUGGCCAAGAAGCGCAAGAAGAAGGUCUACACUACACCCAAGAAGAUCAAGCACAAGCGCAAGAAGACCAAGUUGGCUGUGCUUAAGUACUACAAGGUGGAUGGUGACGGCAAGAUCGAGCGUCUGAGGAGAGAGUGCCCAGCAGAGACUUGCGGUGCCGGUAUCUUCAUGGCUGCCAUGCACAACCGCCAGUACUGCGGUCGCUGCCACCUGACCUACGUUUUCGACGACCCAAAAUAGACUGAAGGAAAUGGAUUUGUGCCGAGCGUUUAGCGGUUCCCACGACAGGAAGGUGCCCUAGAUCAUUGGGCGGCUCCGCGCUGCUGGAGUCACAUCAAGGUAGCUGUCACAAUACAAACAGUCUGUCGAAAUCAUGUUUGCUCCUAGAUUACCAAAGGCGUCGCUACUCAGCCGUCAUGGCGUGCAGCCAUCAAGUCUUCGCAACAGCAGAACUCCUCGAAGCAAUCCUCCUUCACCUACCAAUCCGCGACGCCAUCCUAGCCCAACGCCUCUGCACUGCGUGGCGCAACGCCAUCACCUCCUCGGCCAAACUACAACGCGCUCUUUUCCUCCGCCCAGCACGAGAAAACUCAUCCACC